Striga asiatica is the source of this 363-nucleotide messenger RNA. The record is from the annotation of a GenBank genome assembly. Lineage: Eukaryota; Viridiplantae; Streptophyta; Magnoliopsida; Lamiales; Orobanchaceae.
AUGGCCUUCAAGGAGUCAGAACUAGCAGAUUCCAAAAUUUACAUUAUCCGGCACUUAUGUGAAGACAACGAGCAACCAACCAACCAACGACCAAACAAUCUCAACAGACUCAACUCAUUAUUCACCAAUCAUGAACAAAGCAGGAUCUGCACUCCUCCAAUUGCUCUCUUAUCUGAUCCUGCAACAACUCCAGCCGCUUGGAGAAUACCUCCAACUCCAAUAUAUGUUGCUUCCUCCACCUCUCAUUGGCCGCCGCAAAACCUAAUGGCAGUGAGCUUCGCGUCAGCUCAUACACAUGCUGCCCACAGUACAGCCCGUGUGGACUGUGAUUGGAGUUCAUUGAAUUGCUCAGCAGCUCCUUGA